UCAGGAGGAACUAACAUUCGGUAGGUCUUAUAGCCGGUCGGAACGCUUACUGGUAACACCGGAAUCGCGCUCUCGACGGAGAUUGCCGGGGAACAUGCCUAAGUUUUACUGUGACUACUGUGACACCUACCUUACACAUGACUCGCCAUCGGUGAGGAAGACUCACUGCAGUGGCCGAAAACACAAAGAAAAUGUGAAAGAUUACUACCAGAAAUGGAUGGAGGAGCAGGCUCAGAGUCUGAUCGAUAAAACAACGGCUGCCUUCCAACAGGGAAAGAUUCCUCCCACACCAUUCCCUGGUGGCCCUCCCCCAGGUGGUCCUCCUCGGCCGGGCAUGCUACCAACACCCCCUAUGGGAGGUCCACCUAUGAUGCCCAUGAUGGGACCUCCACCUCAUGGAAUGAUGCCGGGCGGACCCGGAGGCAUGAGGCCGCCGAUGGGAGGACCCAUGCAGAUGAUGCCAGGACCGCCACACAUGAUGCGUCACCCUCGACCGAUGAUGAUGCCGGUCAGGCCGGGCAUGAUGCGCCCAGACAGAUAAGACCAGGUGGACUCUCUCCGCUCUUUGUUGCCAUGAACAGACACUGUCGAGUGAGGACACUUGGGUUAACACUUGGACUUUUCAGUGCGACUUUUUAAAUUUUCCAACACCCACACUCUUCAACCUGAAACCCGAUGUUUCCGAUGUGAUUUUUUUUUUUUUUGGUGUAGUUACCGGUACUUAAUUUUCUUGUGCCUGACUUGUGGUAUUUAUUACAAUUCACCUCCAUUAGAAUUUGUUUCAGAUCCCUGUUUUAAAGACCCUUUAUUUUAAAUCAUGAAACGUCCUCUCUUGUGUUAGUAUUGAGUUUGAAAGAUCUCGUCUCACUUCGACAAACUGUUCAGCACACGUUGAAAGAUCGUGCUUGAUAUGACAAUAUUUGUUGCUACAUUUUUACUUUUGUUUUAGAUUUUACAUGUAUUUUUUUGUUAUAUUUCAUGACAUUGUUUUGAGGAAUAAAACAAUGAUUUCAAACCUG
Messenger RNA from Centropristis striata (black sea bass), 1019 nucleotides. It is a transcript of the gene snrpc, whose product is annotated as small nuclear ribonucleoprotein polypeptide C. Gene Ontology annotation, cellular component: U1 snRNP; nucleus. Gene Ontology annotation, biological process: mRNA splicing, via spliceosome; mRNA 5'-splice site recognition; spliceosomal snRNP assembly. The transcript is spliced from 6 exons. The record is from RefSeq and is a predicted model, not a curated record. The coding region runs from base 95 to 541 and encodes 148 amino acids. Gene Ontology annotation, molecular function: zinc ion binding; pre-mRNA 5'-splice site binding. Lineage: Eukaryota; Metazoa; Chordata; Actinopteri; Perciformes; Serranidae.